Hyaloscypha bicolor E is the source of this 1090-nucleotide messenger RNA. RefSeq lists its product as uncharacterized. The record is from RefSeq and is a predicted model, not a curated record. Gene Ontology annotation, molecular function: dTMP kinase activity; ATP binding. Bases 50 to 733 code for a protein of 227 amino acids. The transcript has 3 exons. Gene Ontology annotation, cellular component: nucleus; cytoplasm; cytosol. NCBI's taxonomy places the organism in Eukaryota, Fungi, Ascomycota, Leotiomycetes, Helotiales, Hyaloscyphaceae. Gene Ontology annotation, biological process: dTDP biosynthetic process; dUDP biosynthetic process; dTTP biosynthetic process.
GACAAAUUCACUUACUAUUCCUUCAAGAAAUUUUCUGUUGCCCUCCACCAUGUCGACUUUAUCCGAGGAUCCUUGGCCAUGGAAAGAACCCAAAACCAUCGGCCAGAGAGGGGCUUUCAUUGUCAUUGAGGGCCUAGACAGGGCUGGAAAGACGACACAAGUCAAAAGAUUGUGUGAUAAACUCUAUUCUCAGGGCCAUAAUAUCAAGACUUUACGCUUUCCAGACCGAACAUCUCCAAUUGGAAAAAUGAUAGACAGCUAUCUCCAAAGCCAAACGGAAAUGGAUGACCACGUAAUUCACCUACUCUUCUCCGCCAACAGAUGGGAGAAAGCGAAAUGGAUGGAAGAAACUCUCAAAAAAGGUUGCACAAUAGUCUGUGACCGUUACUACCACUCCGGCAUGGUGUACAGCGCCGCAAAACACAACCCAAAUCUUUCAUUAGAUUGGGCAAGGGCUCCUGAUGUUGGUUUACCAAAACCGGAUGCGGUAAUAUUCUUGGAUUUGGAGCCCGAAGAGGCAGAGAAGAGGGGUGGGUAUGGGGAUGAGAAGUACGAGAAGAAGGAAAUGCAACAACGCGUAAGGGAAUUAUUUUAUACCUUUGAAUCGGAUAUGAAGGUCGUUAAUGCUGGCGAGUCUCUCGAGAUUGUUGGGGACCAUAUUUUGGAGAAGAUUGAGGAGACGUUGAAGGACGUUUUGGAGGGGAGAUCGCGGGUUGGCAAGUUUGAGGCUUGAUGGGAAUUUAUUGAAUAGAGUGUUGAUACCCUGAUAUUCAUAUUUGAUUUGAAAGGCGUUGAGAUCAAGAGAAACGCCUACCUGAGCCUGGUGUUGAAGACCGUGAUUGUUCAUACCCCAUGUAGCUAAUGCCUUGAAAUGCAGCAAAAUCCCAACCCAUCUGGAUCACCGUCUAUUGAGUCCCACAAGACUGAAGAACUCGUUUCUGGUUUUCUCUCUCUUUUCUAUGCAGCCCAACACGCAACUCGUAAUUGUUGUGGCACUGGUCUUCUCCACCCCUCUCAUAACCAUGCAAAGAUGGCUGGAUUCCAUCACUACUGCAACUCCUUGUGGUUUGAGGACUUCCAUUACGGCGUG